CUCACCCAUGCCCCUCCCCACCCCACCCCCGGGUGCGGUCGCCGGCAGAGGGGCGGGGGCGCGGAGCCGGCUUUGUAGGCAGCGGGGCGGCCGUGUUCCAUUCCUCGCUGCGCUGUGCUGCGCUCCGCCCGGUCAUGGCCGCGUCCCGUCCGACUCAAGGCUGCGGCAGCGGAGCGCUGCUGGGCCGCUUCGGAGUGCUGCUACAGGCACUGCUGGCACUGUGCGCCUUCUGCACGCUGAUGUUAAAGCGAUUUAAGGAACCAAAAGAAGAGAGGCGUCCCUGGAGGAUAUGGUUUUAUGAUACCUCCAAGCAAGCAAUUGGUGCCCUCUUCAUCCACUUCGCCAACAUUUUUCUGUCUGAUCUCACUGAGGAGGACCCUUGCUCUCUCUACCUUAUUAAUUUCAUCCUUGAUGCCACGCUGGGGAUGCUGCUGAUUUGGCUUGGUGUGAAGGUGGUCUCCUGGGCUGUGCAGCGUCAGAAGUACACACAUCUUGUCUUUGGAGAAUAUGGUGACCCUCCACAAGCUGCUGCUUGGAUUGGCCAGUGUAUCCUCUACCUGCUGAUUAUGGCUGUGGAGAAGACCCUGAUUAGCCUUGUCCUGCUGAUCCCUGGUUGGACAAAGCUUCAGCAGAUCCUCCUGAGUUACAUCCCAAACCCCCAGUUGGAGCUCAUCCUGGUUAUGCUUGUUGUGCCAUUUAUUGUAAAUGCCGUUAUGUUCUGGGUUGUGGACAGCUUGAUCAUGAGGAAACACAAGCAGAAAGAUAUGUUGAACAUCAAUGGAUCCACAGAAACCCCACAAGCUAGGAGGAGUGAAGAAUCUCGGAUGAUAUGGCUGGAGGAUGUCCCAUCAGGAUGGUUCCGUCUGCAUCGAGCGAAUGCUCCGGGCCGGUGGCAGCCACUUAGCUCAGAACUGCCUCUUGAUAGCUUCAAGUCUGAGGUGCUGCUCUCUCCAGACAUGGAUUUUGACCAGUCUGAAAGUGACCAGGAUAUCUCAGGACUCCAGGGAACAAACCAGAAGAUGAAGCAGCCCAGCUACCACGUGGUCAUCUGAUAGCACUGAGACAAGGGAGGUGGAGGGAGGAAGCAGUACUGUGAUUCCUGAGCUGGCUGAGGAAGGAUGCAGAAUGCAGCUGAUCCCUAGGGAUCUGUGGAGCCCUGCCUCAUGUACGCCUCUCCUUUUGCAGUUAUCUCUUUAGGAUGGUGUCCGUGCAGCCUGUAUCUAAGCAGUAUCUGCUUUAUCUACCCAACCCUACCAUAGGCACAUUGCAGGCAUGUUGAGGUUAGGGUAAGGAUGUGUGCUUCCUCUGGCUGGCCAGCUGGGUGUAACUUUGUCAGAGCUAAAGACUGAAAUCAAAAAGUUCUCUUCUUUUUAUAGAAAAAUCCUAUACUGUCAGAACUGUAACACUUUUAUAUGCACAGAUACUCUACAGAACUGGUUUGUGAUUAUAUUAUUUGUGAUUAUAUAUUUAAAUGCCUUGAAUUGGGAAGAUUGUCUCAGUGGAUCUGAUGCGUUAUUAUUUUUCUUUUUUUACUAUUUUAUAAGGAAUGCAAUAAAUAUUUGACUUAAAACUGCUUCAUAUGUGAA
Messenger RNA from Phasianus colchicus (ring-necked pheasant), 1586 nucleotides. RefSeq names its product store-operated calcium entry regulator STIMATE-like. The record is from RefSeq and is a predicted model, not a curated record. NCBI's taxonomy places the organism in Eukaryota, Metazoa, Chordata, Aves, Galliformes, Phasianidae. Gene Ontology annotation, cellular component: membrane.